UUUGUCUCAGUAUCCAGCCCAGAAUCCCACCCUUUUGUCGGCGUUUAUUUUGUUCACACACAAAAAAAACCAACAACCUCGACAAUGUCGGGUUCCUCAAAUCUUGUAGCCAUGAAAAAAGUCGUUCAGCAGCUCCGUUUCGAGGCGAGCAUAAACAGAGUGAAGGUCUCCCAGGCAGCGGCAGACCUUCAACAGUUUUGCAUUCAGAAUGCUGUACAGGACCCUCUGCUCACCGGUGUGUCCUCCAGCACCAACCCCUUCAGGCCUCAGAAGGUCUGCUCCUUCUUGUGAAACCACUGUUAUUCAUUGGCCUUCAUUUUGAUGCUACAGGGAAAAGUUGACCUCAACACUGCUCCUCAUGCCAAGCCAUUAUACUGCCACGGGAUCUCUUGAGUGUAGAACACAAUGUCAGGAAGAUGACCAUCUAUUUUCAGCCACAGUAGAAGAAAGGAGACAGUUUUAUUUUUCAUGGCACUGUGAUUUUUGAGUAAAUUAUUGUGCCUUUUCUAUUGUUCUAUUUUAGUCAUCACUGUUCUGGACUUUUUGUAUUUAAUGAAUAAAAAACAUUCUUUCCUACUCCAAGGUUUUAUCGA
Toxotes jaculatrix (banded archerfish) is the source of this 593-nucleotide messenger RNA. RefSeq names its product guanine nucleotide-binding protein G(I)/G(S)/G(O) subunit gamma-5-like. The transcript is spliced from 3 exons. The coding region runs from base 85 to 291 and encodes 68 amino acids. Gene Ontology annotation, cellular component: heterotrimeric G-protein complex. The record is from RefSeq and is a predicted model, not a curated record. Gene Ontology annotation, biological process: G protein-coupled receptor signaling pathway. Gene Ontology annotation, molecular function: G-protein beta-subunit binding. NCBI's taxonomy places the organism in Eukaryota, Metazoa, Chordata, Actinopteri, Toxotidae.